Ostertagia ostertagi is the source of this 351-nucleotide messenger RNA. Lineage: Eukaryota; Metazoa; Nematoda; Chromadorea; Rhabditida; Trichostrongylidae. The record is from the annotation of a GenBank genome assembly.
AUGUAUGACGUACGGGAUCGUUUGACAACAGACCUCACCGAAAAGCAAAGCAUGCUGAUGGAGGUGGUCGUCAGAGCGGAAGACGCGAUUGUCAUCGACGAUCUGGAUCUCGUCCGCAAGUACUACACACGACUUCGCAAUAUGGACCGCAGCGUUCGACAAGCAUUCCAUCUUCGAGCGAACAAUCAUGAGAGAUUUGUUGAAGCACUUCGACGGUUACAUAAGAUCAUUGAACAGGCCGCCAAGUUACGAUGCGGCGAACCAAGCCGAAAGAUUGUCUCCGCCUGCCGUGAAGCGAUUGCUGACGACAAUAAGAGCAUUCUGGCAAAAUAUUUGAAGUUUGGAGUAUGA